Molecule: messenger RNA, 1488 nt
Organism: Musa acuminata AAA Group (dessert banana)
Lineage: Eukaryota; Viridiplantae; Streptophyta; Magnoliopsida; Zingiberales; Musaceae
Product: protein TRIGALACTOSYLDIACYLGLYCEROL 1, chloroplastic
Exons: 1
Coding region: 89-1090 (333 amino acids)
Biological process (GO): phospholipid transport
Cellular component (GO): ATP-binding cassette (ABC) transporter complex
Source: RefSeq, a predicted model, not a curated record
CUUGCACAAUUCCAAUGCUCUAUGCACCGAACAAUCGUCGCCUAAAGCUUUGUAUUUGCCUGUUGCGACUUCGCCUCCCCUCACGCUCAUGGAGGCGAUCUCCGUCCUCUUCCUCCGCCCCUUGCCCUCUUCCUCCUCCCCACUCCUAAGCCCUAAGAAUCCCCAAAUCAUCCCCAAAGUUAUACCCCGGCGGACGCUGAUCUUCCGCCGCACUGUCCGCCUCUCCCUCUCCCAUGGCAUCACCAACAACGCCCCCGAACCCGCACCUGAGACCGCGCCCGCACCCGCACCUGCUCCUUUGUUCUCCUCGUGGACACCGCCCCAGCCUCUCUGGCGCGGCCUCUCUGCCCUGAUUCUUGCCGGGCAGGUGGCCCGUCGUGCCCUCUCCGGGCGCAUACACCGACGGAACACCCUGCAGCAGCUGGAGAGGGUCGGACCCCGCUCCACUGGCGUCUGCCUCCUCACCGCCGCCUUCGUCGGCAUGGCUUUCACCAUCCAGUUCGUCCGCGAGUUCACCCGCCUCGGCCUCCACCGCUCCGUCGGCGGCGUCCUCGCCCUCGCCCUCUCCCGCGAGCUCUCCCCUGUCGUCACCUCCGUCGUUGCCGCUGGCCGCGUCGGUUCUGCCUUCGCCGCCGAGCUCGGCACCAUGCAGGUCUCCGAGCAGACCGACACCCUCCGCGUUCUCGGCGCCCACCCGGUUGACUACCUUGUCACCCCCCGCGUCAUCGCUUGCUGCCUCGCCCUCCCCGUACUCACCCUCCUCUGCUUCUUCGUGGGCCUCGCCUCUAGCGCCUUCCUUGCUGACGCUGUCUUCGGCGUCAGCAUCAACAUCAUCCUCGAGUCCGCCAGGAGGGCGCUGCGCCCCUGGGACAUCAUUAGCGCCAUGAUCAAGUCGCAGGUGUUUGGGGCCAUUAUUGCGAUCGUCAGCUGCGCCUGGGGGGUCACGACUCAUGGCGGGGCCAAGGGGGUUGGCGAGUCCACGACGUCUGCCGUGGUCAUCUCCCUUGUUGGAAUUUUCAUUGCAGACUUCGCUCUUUCUUAUUGCUUCUUCCAGGGUGCAGGGGACUCGCUCAAGGACGCCAUGGGAUAGGUAUUUUAUCUCAUCGAUGUAUGAAUUAAGAGGUUUCCUAACUGAUGUUCAUGUCCGGACGCUGUUCGAGCUUUUGCGUCAACAAAGCUAUUUUUUUGGGUUGAACGAAAAUGUCAUUUGGGUAUGUUAAAACAAAUCUUCCCAAACACCUUACGUAAUGAUGAUCAACCAUUGGGUCUAUUUCUAUUUGUUGAGUGAAGAUAUAAAACGAUUGAGGGAAUGAGUAUGUACAACACUUGAUGUCAAAUAGACUUGCUUAAGUGUUGGUUUCAUAGCUUUACAAAGACAAUCCAUACUUCAGUUUGCAGCAUCGUAUGAAACUGCUGCAUUUGUAAGGCUUAGAUUAUUUCAGAAUGUUUUUUCUCUAAAACAUCUUGCUUGCUUCAGUUAUUAUACCA